CCUAAGAGGCCCGAAAAAUCUCUCCCGCCAUGAACACCCUCUCCAUCCUCUCACCUCAACACCCUUCCACACUCUCCAUUAUCACCUCAUCUCUUUACAAAACCUCUAUUUUUUCCCAAACCCUCGCUAUUUCCCAGACCCUAGGGUUUUGUUCUCCCAAAUCACUUCGCACACCAGCUUCACAACAUUCACCACAAUUCCGAGCCUCAUUCAAGUCCCCGAGUUCACUCUACCCCGUAGAGCCCCAACUCUCCGACGGCGAAGAGGACGACGAUGACGAUGACGACGUGGCUGCCGAUGAAUACGACGACAUCUCCGGCGACCCGUCGGGAGGAGUUGAACAGAGCGACGACGAAACCGAAAUUUCUAUCGCCGCAGCAGAAGAGGCGCCGAUUCGGCAGGAGGAGUUCAAGUGGCAGAGAGCGGAAAGGCUUUGCAACGAAGUCAGAGAGUUCGGCGAAGAUAUUAUCGACGCCGAUGAGCUGGCUUCGAUCUACGAUUUCCGCAUCGAUAAAUUCCAGCGUUUGGCUAUACAAGCAUUCUUGAGAGGCUCAUCGGUUGUGGUUUCGGCCCCGACGAGCAGCGGGAAGACUUUGAUUGCCGAAGCCGCAGCGGUGGCCACAGUAGCCAGGCGAAGGCGAAUCUUCUACACGACUCCACUCAAGGCAUUAUCCAAUCAAAAGUUUCGCGAAUUUCGUGAGACAUUUGGAGACAGUAAUGUUGGCCUUCUUACGGGAGAUUCAGCAGUGAAUAAAGAUGCUCAGGUUUUGAUUAUGACUACGGAGAUUUUGCGCAAUAUGUUAUAUCAGAGUGUUGGAAUGGUUUCUUCUGAUGGUGGACUUUUCCAUGUUGAUGUGAUUGUUUUGGAUGAAGUUCAUUAUCUAAGUGACUUAUCUCGGGGUACAGUGUGGGAAGAGAUAGUUAUUUAUUGCCCAAAAGAAGUUCAACUUAUAUGCCUGUCAGCAACCGUUGCAAAUCCUGACGAGCUUGCUGGUUGGAUUGGUCAGAUUCAUGGUAGAACUGAGUUGGUAACAUCAUCAAAGCGUCCGGUUCCAUUGACUUGGCAUUUCUCUAUGAAGACAACUUUAUUACCUCUUCUUGAUGAAAAAGGAACGCGGAUGAAUAGGAAGCUGUCACUCAAUUAUCUACAACUUUAUGCUUCAGGAGUUAAAUCUUCCAAGGAUGGUGGGUCUAGAAGAAGAAAUUCAAAAAAACAUGGAAGUGACAUGAGCUAUGACAGUAUUGAUAGCAUGUCUGAACCUCUUUCAAAGAAUGAUAUAAACACUAUUCGACGUUCACAAGUUCCUCAAGUUAGUGACACAUUAUGGCACCUUAAGGCAAGGGACAUGCUGCCAGCAAUUUGGUUUAUUUUUAGCAGGAAAGGAUGCGAUGCAGCUGUUCAGUACGUUGAAGAUAGCAAGCUCUUGGAUGAAUGUGAGAUGAGUGAGGUCAAACUAGCAUUGAAGAGGUUCCGUAUUAGGUAUCCUGAUGCUGUCAGGGAGACUGCUGUAAAAGGACUGCUGCAAGGGGUUGCUGCACAUCAUGCAGGCUGUCUGCCAUUAUGGAAAUCAUUCAUAGAAGAUCUGUUUCAGCGAGGUCUUGUCAAAGUUGUGUUCGCUACAGAAACACUUGCUGCUGGAAUGAACAUGCCUGCUAGGACAGCUGUGAUUUCAUCCCUCAGCAAGAGGAGUGAUAGUGGGCGAAUCCAAUUAAGCCCAAAUGAACUGCUUCAAAUGGCUGGGCGUGCUGGACGUAGAGGCAUUGAUGAAAGGGGUCAUGUAGUGCUUAUUCAGACUCCUUACGAAGGUGCUGAAGAGUGCUGCAAGCUUCUAUUUGCUGGACUCGAACCUCUUGUUUCACAGUUUACUGCUUCAUAUGGUAUGGUGCUGAAUCUUCUUGCAGGUGCAAAAGUUACUAGCGCAUCUAAUGAAUCAAAUGACAUGAAAGCCAUACAAGCAGGACGGACUUUGGAAGAAGCUAGGAAGUUAGUUGAGCGAAGUUUUGGCAACUACGUUGGCAGCAAUGUUAUGCUUGCUGCAAAAGAUGAGCUUACUAGAAUAGAGAAAGAGAUUGAGAUGCUGACUUUAGAAGUUAGUGAUGAUGCCAUAGAUAUAAAGAGCAGGAAGCUUUUAUCAGAGGUAGCAUACAAGGAGAUUGCAGAUCUACAGGAAGAAUUGAGGGCAGAAAAACGUCUUCGGACAGAACUGCGAAGAAGGAUGGAAUCGCAGAGAAUUUCUGCUCUGAAACCGCUUUUAAAGGAGUUUGAAAAUGGACACUUACCCUUUUUGUGCCUGCAAUAUAAAGAUUCUGAAGGGGUUCAACACUCACUCCCUGCUGCUUAUUUGGGACAGGUUGACUCAGUCAGUGGUUCAAACCUUAAGAACAUGAUUUCUGCUGAUGAUUCUUUUGCAUUGAAUGUAGUUAGAACAGAGUCAAGUGUUAAUGACCCUGAAAUGAGCCCAGAUGUUGAACCAUCGUAUUAUGUGGCCCUUGGUUCGGACAACAUGUGGUAUCUAUUUACAGAAAAGUGGGUUAAAACAAUAUAUAGGACGGGCUUUCCUAAUGUUGCUCUAGCUCAAGGGGAUGCUUUGCCUCGGGAAAUUAUGAGGAUGCUUCUUGAUAAGGAGGAAAUGAAGUGGGAGAAGCUUACUUAUUCUGAACUUGGUUGUUUAUGGCGCAUGGAGGGAUCUCUAGAGACAUGGUCUUGGAGUUUAAAUGUGCCAGUUUUGAAUAGUCUUUCUGAAAGUGAUGAGCUGUUUCAAAUGUCAGAACCAUACCAUGAUGCGGUAGAACGUUACAAGGAACAAAGAAAUAAAGUUGCACGUUUGAAGAAAAAGAUAGCACGUACAGAAGGCUUUAAAGAGUAUAAAAAAAUCAUAGACAUGGCCAAGUUUACUGAGGAAAAGAUUAAACGCUUGAAGGUUAGAUCAAAACGUUUGACCAAUCGAGUAGAACAGAUUGAACCAUCUGGUUGGAAGGAGUUUUUGAAGAUCAGCAAUGUCAUUCAUGAACUUAGGGCAUUGGAUAUCAAUACACAUGUAAUAUUUCCUUUAGGUGAAACUGCAUCUGCAAUCCGAGGAGAAAAUGAACUUUGGCUUGCAAUGGUUCUCCGAAAUAAAAUCCUGCUAGACCUAAAGCCUGCACAACUUGCUGCUGCCUGUGCAAGUUUAGUUUCUGAAGGAAUCAAAGUUCGUCCUUGGAAAAACAACAGCUAUAUAUAUGAACCUUCCUCAACUGUACUCAAUGUCAUCGAGUUCUUGGAUGAGCAAAGAUCCUCCCUUUUGCAACUGCAAGAAAAACAUGGGGUAAAUAUCCCCUGCUGUUUGGAUAGCCAAUUUUCAGGUAUGGUUGAAGCCUGGGCAUCUGGGCUGACUUGGAGGGAAAUAAUGAUGGACUGUGCAAUGGAUGAAGGAGAUCUAGCGCGUCUCUUACGACGGACUAUUGAUCUAUUAGCUCAGAUUCCUAAAUUGCCUGAUAUUGAUCCACUGCUGCAAAUCAAUGCAAAGACAGUAUCUAAUGUCAUGGACCGUCCACCGAUCAGUGAACUGGCUGGAUAAUGUUCUCUUGCCACUAAAAAGUCGCAUGCUUCCUAAUUGUACAUUGGUGGGGAGUGGGGAGUGGGGAGUGGUGUAUGGAAGCUGUUCCCCAGCAGAAAAUGCGAAAGCUUUCUGCUUUUGCCAUCCAUUGGUCUCCUGAAUGGGAACAUUUCCAAGAGUAAGUCGACCUUCUUAUGAUGAUAUAGUUGUUAGUAUCGAGUGCUGAGCUUUCCUACCUUUGUGCUGCGUGAAUCUCUUGGCCCCACGAAUGGAGCUUCUGGAGAAAUAGGUCUGUCUCCUUUUUUGAUAGCGAAGAAGAAAAAUGAUGGUCUGCUAGAAUCAUUUUAGGCAUCACAAAUUGGUUGAGAGAGCUGCAUGGGAUACCUUUCCUGAAUAAUCAUCUUGACUCUUGGAUUUCUGUUUUGCGAUCUUUUGCCCUCUAUUGAGCUCACUACCAUUUUGCAUUGGUUGUUAGAUAGUCAAUGUACUGGGUCAACCGCUCUCUCUCUAGAUUCUAGAGAGAAGAAGCCCUCUCCUCUCCUUCCGUGAGACUACCUAAGUGAGAGGCUGAGAGCUCCCUCUUAGUUUCUCUCUUUUGUCGUCAAUGGGCCCAUUGCCUCUGCCCACAACCCCCACCGCCAGUCUCCCCAACACCCUGCGCAAUUGAAGCUCUGAGCCUUGGUUCCCCCCUCCCCCCGAAGACCAGCACCCUUUCCUAAUCCCUCAAGCACCCCCCUUCACACCCACCAAGUCGGCAAGUCCCCACUUCUCCCCAUUGGGCCAUGCAGCAAUCUCAGAGGCCCACACAUUUUGUCUCCUUUCUCCUCCACUCGGCCCACUCCCCAACCAAUGCCCCACUUUAGCCUAUGGAGACUGCACGAUUCGAUGUCCACAGCGCAUCAACCACCAGCUGCCACCCUCAUCGGACAUUGCUGUAGUCUCUUCUUCCAGCUACGCCAGCCGAACCAACAACAAUACUCCCCUUAGUGGUUUUUUUUUUUUUUUUUCAAGUCCUUGGUAACUACCGUCAGGAUCUGCCCGUCAUAACUCAAUUGUAGAGCAUGUUCUCCAGAGGAACAUGUUCAUCUUCCAAGCUUUUCGUUAUAAUUUCGUUUAAUUUUAUAUAAUGAAAUUUCAUCUUCUCCAAAGGGGAAAAAAAAUAAAAAAUAAAUAGCUGAUUUACCGUGUU
Molecule: messenger RNA, 4725 nt
Organism: Alnus glutinosa
Lineage: Eukaryota; Viridiplantae; Streptophyta; Magnoliopsida; Fagales; Betulaceae
Product: DExH-box ATP-dependent RNA helicase DExH15 chloroplastic
Exons: 9
Coding region: 30-3557 (1175 amino acids)
Biological process (GO): nuclear-transcribed mRNA catabolic process, 3'-5' exonucleolytic nonsense-mediated decay
Cellular component (GO): Ski complex
Molecular function (GO): nucleic acid binding; RNA helicase activity; ATP binding
Source: RefSeq, a predicted model, not a curated record